ACCUAAAAAAUAUUAUGCGAAUAAAUGUAAACUUUUGCUUUUAACUAAUAAAAUGAAUUAAUUACUGUAUGAAAAUGAAAAAAACUUAUAACCCUUGUGUUAUUAUUUUAUAUGUAUAAAAUAGAAUAAUGGAAAAGCAAGAAAGGUUACAAAGAAUUAAAGCUGGCGCUUUCCUAGCGUCAGUGGCUGGAAUAUCAGCUUUCGUAGGAUUCGGAGCAACUGUAGCCGCAGCUAAAAAAACAGACCCCAAAUAUUUCAACAAAGGUUUACAUGGCAGUGUAGAACUAGCAGAUGCUGGCGCCAUAUUAGCAUUAAGAGCUUUAGGUUGGGGAUCACUAUAUGCCAUUGCUGGCACCUCAUGUUUUUGUUAUGGAAUAUGGAAAUUAUCAGGUGCUAAAGAUCUAAAAGAUUUCAGAAUCAAAAUGGGUAGCAUACUUCCUGUGCUUCCUAAGAAUAACCCACCACAGUCUCGAACAGAAUUUACUGGAAUGAAUGAUUUACUCACAUAUUUAUCAGAAGAAUAUGGCAAGAAGAAAUGAAAGGGUUUAACUUUUUAUUUUAUACAUUGAGAGUGUAUAAUUUAGCUUUUUAUUUUAUAGAUUUAUGUACAAAUUAGCCAGUGUAAUGUAGAAUAUUUAUUUAUUGUGAUAAAUCUUGUUUGAUUAUGAA
Molecule: messenger RNA, 669 nt
Organism: Plutella xylostella (diamondback moth)
Lineage: Eukaryota; Metazoa; Arthropoda; Insecta; Lepidoptera; Plutellidae
Product: transmembrane protein 242
Source: RefSeq, a predicted model, not a curated record